AUGACAAAAAUCCGACAAAAACCGCUCAAAUUGGUGUGCUCGAAAACACUCCUAUUCUUCACACGAGACACGAAGCACAAAAUCUUCCACAAAACAAGAUGUGCAGAGGCAGGAUCCUGUACUCAGAACAGGUGUAAUACCUUGAAACCUCACGAAAACGUAGAGGAACUACAGGUAGCCAACAAAUAUCCGGGAUACUCUGCUUGCGAGCAUACUUGCGGUGGACUAUUAUGUGGAUGCUUUCUGCCUGUACAAGCAUGUUCAUUCAUCAGGGUCGCCCAAAUACCGAUAUCAAAACCAGUGUAUGAGGUCGUCAGUUGCAAAGACUGGACACCCUUAAUCGAAUUCGAAGUAGAAUUCAAAGUCCAUAAUAUGGAACAACACAGGGAAUUCACUCUCAUGCCUUACGUCACACAAUCGCAUGAAGAGAUAGCUCUCACAGUGAUAUCAAUUCAGAGACCAACUGCAUCCCUUAUUCGAUCAGCGCUUUGCAGUCUCACAGGAAGAAGCUCUAUAAUCAGAUGGUUUGUAACUGCAAUAGCUACAAAACGCCACAAACUUGCCAUUGUCCACAACAAGCAAUAA
Messenger RNA from Cooperia oncophora, 585 nucleotides. The record is from the annotation of a GenBank genome assembly. NCBI's taxonomy places the organism in Eukaryota, Metazoa, Nematoda, Chromadorea, Rhabditida, Trichostrongylidae.